Exophiala oligosperma is the source of this 1237-nucleotide messenger RNA. RefSeq lists its product as uncharacterized. Gene Ontology annotation, molecular function: hydrolase activity. NCBI's taxonomy places the organism in Eukaryota, Fungi, Ascomycota, Eurotiomycetes, Chaetothyriales, Herpotrichiellaceae. The record is from RefSeq and is a predicted model, not a curated record. The coding region runs from base 102 to 1157 and encodes 351 amino acids. The transcript has 2 exons.
GGCGUUGUGGUAUAAAAGCAAGGCGAUAAACCUAAACACCACAAACUGCUUUUACAGAGUAAAGAUCUACCUUAAAGCAAGGUCCCAACAUCAUCGUCACCAUGCCACCACAAAGUCCAGAAGAUCUCGACACUCGUGCGGUCAUUGACCCAGAGAUUGACGCUAUCCUCAAAUCGGGCAAAUUCACCUUACCCAAACUCGACACAUCAUCAGUCGAAGCCGGGAUCAAACAACUACGCAACCUGGAGACGCUCUUCCCUCCACCACCACCGACCCCCGAAGUCGCAGAGUCCAUUCACGAAUUCACUGCGCGUGACGGCUUCCGACUCGUUUACCACAUCUUCCAACCCGCAACUUCUCCGACCCGAGGUGCCCGACGACCACUCCUGAUCUACUGGCACGGCGGCGGCGGUUGCAUGGGCGAUCCGUACUCGGUCUGCACCGUGGCUCGAGACCUGGUGGUGGCGCACGACAUGGUGGUCGUGAGUCCGCAGUACCGUUUGGCCCCCGAACACCCGUGGCCCACGGGGAUGAACGACGCUUGGGACGCCUUUGUACACGUUUCCACCACGGCGUCUUCACUUACUCUCGGAGCCGACGUUUCCGCCGGCCUUCUCCUGGGUGGUGUCAGCCAGGGCACUCGCCUCUCAAGCCUCGUCGCCCUACAGGCCAAAGGUGCCAUCGCCGCGACCACCCCGCAACCGCAACUCCCCAGGGUGACCGGUCUGUACUUUGACGCCCCUUCUUUCAUGACACCGGACAAUGUACCCGAGGAGUACAGGUCACAAUACCGUUCUCGACACGACGAGAGAUGUCUCACGGCGCCCGUCCUCGACGCCGACACAAAGGCACUCUUCGACAGGGCUUUCCAGGCCGACCAGACGUCACCCCUGUACGUGGCGUUGAACACGAUGCCUCUGUCCAAGCACGCCGGGGUGGCCGACCGUGCAUACUUUUCCGUCUGUGGGAUGGACAUUCUGAGGGAUGACGGGUUGAUCUACGCGGAUAUACUGGAGAAGACGGGGGUCGAGACCCGCGUGACAAUGUACCCUGGCACGCCACACGUAUUUUGGUCCAUCUUUCGAAUGACGACUCAGGCCCAGAAAUGGAAACAAGACAAGACAGAUGGUGUAAAAUGGUUACUCGGGAGAGAGUGAGUGUAUGUCCAUGUGAUUGAGCAAUUCUGGACAUUGGUAUUGUGUAGAAUGUACUUUCCCUACUCUUUCGAUGUAUAUAU